GCUUCACUUGGUUAAGUGGAAGUUCGGUAAAUUUGGUCUGAUAAUGGACUAGUGUUGGGCGGCUGCUAGCAUAGUGGGACGGGGACGGGGACGGGGGACGAUGAUAGUGCAGAGUUGUACCAUGAAUUCAUUCCAAAUCAUUCUUUCUUAUUUUAAUCCAAGUCAGAAGCUGCGUGUCUUCGGGAGCGAAUUUCCUACUGGCCAUUACUUUCGGCCCUUUCUGUAUAUACCCAGGUUGAGUACUGACUCAUGACUUAAAAGGAAAGCGCUUUUUGCUCUUUAAGUUCUUCUUGCAAUUCUUGUUCAAUCUCGAUUCCACACCAAAGAUGGCCUUCUCUCCUAGCUUUACCCAAGCCCAAUUGCCAUUCAAGGUUAAGCGCACAGGGUUGUGUUACAGAUUUUCGGAAUGCAUGAGGAUGAACAAGAGAUCCAUAUUUGCUUUCAGAAGUGUGAAUAAACAGCUCUUUGUUGGACAAACGGAAAAAUUGGGAACCAAGCUAAGCACUGAAUGGAGCUUUCCCAGAAGACCAAUAGCAAGCAUUCACCCAAAUCUUGGACGAGCUGUUGAUUGCAGAGUCUAUGCUUCAUGUUUGCCGAGCUCUCAACUUGCAGCUAGUGUUUUUACAUUUGGAACUGUAGCAGUUCUUCCAUUUUAUACACUCAUGGUUGCAGCACCUAAAGCUGAAUUGACCAAGAAGUUAAUGGAAAGCAGCAUACCUUAUAUUAUGCUGGGACUGUUAUAUGCAUAUAUUCUAUAUCUCUCCUGGACACCAGAUACAUUGCGUCUCAUGUUUUCUAGUAAAAACUGGCUGCCGGAGCUGUCUGCUAUAGCAAAGUUGUUCUCCAGUGAGAUGACACUUGCUUCUGCAUGGAUUCACUUGCUGGCGGUGGAUCUUUUUGCUGCAAGGCAGGUUUUUCAUGAUGGGCUGCAGGACAAUGUUGAAACUCGGCAUUCAGUUUCUCUGUGCUUGUUAUUUUGUCCAGUAGGAGUUCUUGCUCACUUCAUCACCAAAGCUCUGACCAGCAGGGUCAAGCAGCAAAUUCAUUAGCAAUGAACGGAUCAUUCUGGUUCCUUCUUUGAAGAUGAUCCAACAUUCGUAGUAAUUAUAUCAAUAGCAUAAAGGCGUUCAAUGUGAAAAAUCAUGAGAAACUAUGCAGAAAUUAUUAAUAUGAUUAUUUUUUGUCCAUUAGGAAAAGUAGUUUCAUUUUCCUGGUUACUUGAUACUGUCAUUACACACAUUUGGAAUAGAAUUUUCGAUAUAUGGGUGAACAUUCAAAAUUUCUUC
This is a messenger RNA of Coffea eugenioides, 1286 nucleotides long. RefSeq names its product protein ABA DEFICIENT 4, chloroplastic. The record is from RefSeq and is a predicted model, not a curated record. The transcript is spliced from 6 exons. NCBI's taxonomy places the organism in Eukaryota, Viridiplantae, Streptophyta, Magnoliopsida, Gentianales, Rubiaceae. Bases 327 to 1049 code for a protein of 240 amino acids.